UCAUUUAAUCAUAUCCCAUUUUCAGGCGAUGAACCGUUCCGUCUAUGGGUCUUCGGCACCCUUGUCUACACCAUGAUCCUCUAUUGGACCAUCGGCUCCGUGUACACCCUAUUCGACAUAACCAACCAGCCGGCCUUCCUACGUCGUUACAAAGUUCAACCGGGUACCAACGAACCCGUGGACAGCGACAGGCUCAAAAAGGUCAUCCGACAGGUUCUGUUCAAUCAAGUUUGCACCGGAAUACCCAUGCUGAUUGGCCUGUUCUACCUGAUUGGUCCACAAACCCAGGAAACAAUUCGCCAACUACCAACCUUCCCGACGGUCGUCUGGCAACUGGCGGUCUGUAUCGUAAUCGAAGAAUUCGGUUUCUACUACAGCCACAGGUUACUGCAUGACGGCCGUAUUUACAAGUACAUCCACAAGCAGCAUCACGAGUGGACAGCUCCGAUUGCUAUUACCGCCAUGUACUCGCACCCGAUCGAGAACCUGGUGAGCAAUUUGCUUCCGAUCGGGGUCGGAGUUUGGGCUACUGGAUGCCACAUUGCCGUCGCCUGGCUGUGGUUUACGUUGGCUAUUUCGAACACGCUUCACGUGCACUCCGGCUAUCAUUUACCGUUUCUGCCGAGUCCAGAGCAGCAUGAUUUUCAUCAUUUGAAGUUUACCCAAUGCUACGGAGUACUCGGGGUACUGGACUGGCUUCACGGAACCAACAGUUUGUUCAUGAGCUCGAAGCAAUCCGAACGGGACUAUAUUUUAACCAAGUUCGUUCCGGUGCGGGAGAUUCAUCCCGAUUCGGAUCAAGUUUCUGUUAAGAAGCGUGAAUGAUCACCAGUUCUUAUGCUAGAUUUCGGUCUGAAAUAAUAUGAUAGUACUACUGAUAUUAUGUUGUAUGGAAUGCUUUUAUAAUAUAGACACACAUGUUUGACUGAUUUA
Topomyia yanbarensis is the source of this 933-nucleotide messenger RNA. RefSeq names its product fatty acid hydroxylase domain-containing protein 2-like. Gene Ontology annotation, biological process: sterol biosynthetic process. Gene Ontology annotation, molecular function: C-4 methylsterol oxidase activity; iron ion binding. The annotation marks the transcript as partial. The record is from RefSeq and is a predicted model, not a curated record. Lineage: Eukaryota; Metazoa; Arthropoda; Insecta; Diptera; Culicidae. The transcript is spliced from 2 exons.